GUCCGGUGGUGGUGGCAGUGGCUGGGCCCUGGGGCCGGCGGCAGGGCCCCCCGGGAGGCGGGGAAGCGGCGGCAGCGACCCGGAACUGCGGCUGGGCGGGGAGCCGUGCUAAGCGGCGGUGACGGUGCCGUUGCGGGAGCCAUGCCGCCGCCCAAGGACGUGGUGAAGAUUGCCAUCCAGAUGGUGGGAGCCAUCCCGCAGCUCAUCGAGCUCCAUCAGACCAAGCCGCUCACCUCGGUGCUCAAGGACGUCUGCGAUGCGUGGAGCCUGCCCAACGCCGAGCGCUACGCCCUGCAGUACACGGAUGGGCGGCAGACCUACAUCACCGAGUCGAACCGCAGGGAGAUUAAGAAUGGGAGCAUUUUACGGCUGACCACCUCUCCGGAUCAAGAAGCAGAGAGGUUGUACAGUGGGAUCCAGAGCAACAACUCAGAUGUGAAGACUGACUCGCUGAAGAAGCUUGCAAGCCUCUCCCAAGACGUUACCUUUGCUCAGGAAUUCAUCAACAGGAAUGGCUUGAAACAAAUCUUCUAUAUUGUGGAAGAAGGGAAUGCGACAGGGGAAAUGCUUGCUCACACCCUGAAGGCCUUCAUGGAGCUGAUGGAGCAUGAUUUUGUUUCCUGGGAGACUCUUAGCGCAGCCUUCAUCAGGAAGAUAGUGAGUUAUGUGAAUAUGAACGCAGUGGAUGCAUCUGUCCAGCAGCUCUCCUUGUCUAUCUUGGAGAACAUGGUGCCCACCAGUCGCCUCCUCUUUGAGCUAGUGAAAAAAGAAGUGACACUGGAUCGUCUGCUUACCCACCUGCAGGUGACAAAUGCCCAGCUGCAGCUGAAGGCGAUGGCCCUGCUCAUUGCGCUGCUGCUGGCUGCCACCGACACGGAGCGGCGGGACAUGAUGGACUACCUGAGGGAGAAGAACAUCAGGCAGUUUAUCCACAAGAACAUCAUCCACAGCUCUGAGCCACUGGGGGAUGAGAUGGCCCAUUACCUGUACGUGCUGCAGUCUGUCAGCCUCAACCUGUGCGAGCGCCGCAUGAGAAGCUCCAUGGAUCCCUACUCACAGGAGCAGCGGGAGCUCCUCCAUUCUCUGCGCCAAACCGCCUUUGAGUCGGAGAGUGAGGUCCCUGCCAGCAACUUCAGCACCGAGCGCCGGCGAUCCCUGUGCGCCAAGGAGUUCCGCAAGCUGGGCUUCACGAACAACAGCAACCCAGCAGAGGACUUCCGCCGUGCCCCGCCAGGACUCCUUGCCCUCGACAACAUGGUGUAUUUCGCCAGGCACACCCCCAGCGCCUACGGCAGGUUUGUCCUCGAGAACAGCAGCCGGGAAGACAAACACGAAUGUCCCUUCGCUCGAAGCAGCAUCCAGCUCACCCUGAUCCUCUGCGAGAUCCUGCACAUCGGAGAGCCGUGCUCGGAGACGGCUCAGGCCUUUUACCCUAUGUUCUUCGGGCAGGAUCAUUUCUUUGAAGAACUCUUCUGCAUCUGCAUCCAGCUGGUGAACAAGACCUGGAAGGAGAUGCGCGCUACCCAGGAGGACUUUGACAAGGUGCUGCAGGUGGUGCGGGAGCAGAUCACAAGGACCCUGUCCCUCAAGCCCACCUCCCUGGAGCUAUUCAAGAUCCGGGUGAACACGCUGAACUACAGUGAGAUCCUGAAGCUGCGUCAGACAGAGCGGCUGCACCAGGAGGAGACACUGGCUGUACCCGUGCUGGAGCUGCGCGAGAGGCUGAAGCCGGAACUCCUGGAGCUGAUCCGCCAGCAGCGCCUGCUGCACCUCUGCGAGGGCACCUUGUUCCGCAAGAUCAGCAGCCGCCGCAGGCAGGACAAGCUCUGGUACUGCCGCCUGUCACCCAACCACAAGGUGCUGCACUACGGGGAUGUGGAGGAGGGGGUGCACUCUGCCCCCAUCGAGAGCCUGCUGGAAAAAAUUCCCGUGGCGGACAUGAAGAUGCUGCUGGUGGGAAAGGAGUGUCCACACACCAAGGAGAAGAGCUCCGGGAAGCAGAACAAGGACGUCCUGGAGCUGGCCUUCUCCCUCGUGUACGAUGUGGAGGAAUACUGCCUCAACUUCGUUGCCCCCACCCGCUAUGAGUUCUGCCUCUGGACAGAUGGGCUGAACGUGCUCCUGGGCAAGGAGAUGACAAGCGAGCGAAUGCAGACAGACCUUGAUGUUCUGCUGUCCAUGGAGCUCAAGCUGCGGCUCCUGGACCUGGAGAACAUCAGCAUCCCCGACACCCCCCCUCCCAUCCCAAAGCCCCCCAGCAAUCUGAACUUCUGCUAUGACUUCAGCCACGCAGAGCAGUGAGUUCCUCCCUGUGCCCUGUCCCCCCUGCCAAAAUCAAACCCCUUCCUCCAGGCUCUGUCCUCCAUCUCCUGCCCAAAGGUUGUGCCUUGCACAACCUGGGGCGAGCUGCCACCCCUGCCCAUAUCCUGCCCUCCUGCAGGAGCCUGGGGAUGAUCCACAGAGCUUUCGGCUCCUCUUUGAGGGGGGUGACCCCUCCGUGGUGGUGCUGCCACCCCCUGCAGCCAGGCUUUGGGCAGGGAGGGCAAGAAUGGGGGCAGGAAUAAAGGUGUAGGGAGCACUACACAGGUACAAAUCUGCACCGCCUGACUCCCCCUGCCAGCGUAGGGAAUCCUUUCUGGACAAGAAGGGGUUUAGAAAAAGGAUGAAAUACCCUUUCUGCUCAGUUUGGUGAGCAGACAGCAUCUCUAGAGCACACUGUGCCAGCCCAGCCAGGCCUCUUCUGCACUGAAAGGGUUUUGUGCUGAGCCCUGUGCUCCCCCGUGUGCCCCCGCUUUGGGAACUGGGGUGUUUAGGGUACAAGCCGCCUCUCCCAGCACCGUUUCAGUUGGGCAGGGGCUGGUUGUGCCAGUCCUGGUGCCUUCCCCCGUCCCAGGCGGGUACUUGCACACUUCAAGCCCUGCUGCUGCACUACUGCACCACGAGCUACCUCCUGCCCAGCCCCCACCCGCUGCCCCACACCCCCUGGUGCCAACAGCUUCUCCUCGGGGGGCUGCAGUAAAAUCUGCAGCUGCAGGUCGCCAGGGCUCCAACUGUGCCUCUGCCUCCCACCCACUGGGACAAUAAACACUCGUGGGGAACUCGG
Columba livia (rock pigeon) is the source of this 3103-nucleotide messenger RNA. RefSeq names its product engulfment and cell motility 3 (gene ELMO3). NCBI's taxonomy places the organism in Eukaryota, Metazoa, Chordata, Aves, Columbiformes, Columbidae. The record is from RefSeq and is a predicted model, not a curated record. The transcript is spliced from 20 exons. Bases 142 to 2301 code for a protein of 719 amino acids. Gene Ontology annotation, biological process: actin filament organization; cell motility.